UCAUAGGGCCCCGGGCAAUAGGGGAUCAUGGGGCCCCUGUGUCCUUGCCCAAACUCAAAAAGCCUAUGAAAAAGGUACCAGGGGUAUCUAAUGGGGCCCCCUACUGACCUCCGGCCCUCGGGUAGUGCCCGAGUUUCCAAAUGGUCAGUCCGCCCCUGUCCGCCCCUGUUACGGAGUGUAAUAGUUUGGAGGAUGUCCCGCCAUCAUAUCAGUCUCUAAUUGAUGAAGGGCUGGUUUAUUGAUGAUCUGUACUACGCUGACACUCACCAUAA
Messenger RNA from Staurois parvus, 272 nucleotides. Lineage: Eukaryota; Metazoa; Chordata; Amphibia; Anura; Ranidae. The record is from the annotation of a GenBank genome assembly.